CGUGCUCCUGCGAGUUUUACUUCUCCUAGAGCAGGAGCGGAGCGCUCCCGGGCUAGACUCUGCAGCUCAUCCUCUGCUCCUUGAACCAGGGGCUCUCCGCCAUGCUUUCUGCUAGUGUCAAAACCGACUGAUGUUGCUUCUGGAGGGUUUUUGGUCUACCUGGUGAUUGGGAAAAGAAAAAGAAAAAUGGAGAGGUUUAACAGGAUAGCUGUGCCAGCUGGACAGAAGCUGAGGCAACUUCAAAAGGUCUUUCAUGGUAUUACAAACAACGAAGGUGGAAUAAUGAACAAAUUCAAAAAGUUAAAAAACAAAGCACCACCCAGUGUGCCUCAAAGAGAUUAUGUUUCAGAAAGCCCGGUUGAUGAAGAGGAACAGUGGUCAGAUGACUUUGACAGUGACUAUGAAAAUCCAGAUGAACCCUCUGAUUCAGAAACCUAUGUAGUACCUGGAGAAGAAACUACAGAUGACAGCUAUGAACCUCCUCCUACAGAAAAAGAGAAAAGGAAGCUCCCUCCUGUGCUUCCAUUUUCCAAGGGAGAAUAUGCAGAUAAUCGAUCAAACCAGAGACAUUCUCCACCUUUCAGCAAGACACUUCCAAAUAAAGCAAGUUGGCCUUCCCAGAAAACAAAGCACUCAUCUUUGCAGGUACCUCUUCGGCAGAAGCCUCAGCUCUCAUCAAAGCCAAAAAACUGCUCAGAAGAUGAGACUGAUUAUGUGGUUCCUGUUGAGGAUGAAGAUGAAAACUACAUCCAUCCUACAGAAAGCAGUUCACUCCCGUCUGAGCAAGCUCCCAAGGUGAACAGAUCCAUCAAGCCUUCUAGUUCUGCACCACCAGCCUCUCCUCCAUCCGUACCUGCUUUAGCCCCAGGAGAAGAGUAUGAAGUCCCUGUGACUGAGACACCACCUUUUUCCCCAUACCAAAAACCAUCCAUCAAAACCUGUGACAGCAACAGUGCUGCAACUUGGGAAUCCAAGUCUCCUUCAUCAAUUCAAGCCCCAUCACCUCUCCCAAGGGCCAUAAAGAAAACAGCAACUCAACUGAAAACAGCCCCAGGUCUCCCUCCACCGAACACCUUGAGUGGGCAUGAAGAAAAGCCCGUACCUGCCGAACGUCACCGAGGCCGAACCCUCAGCCCGAGGCUGGACCUCCCACACCCGUCAGCAUUUCCCACAGUCAACAAACCAAUCCAACAGAAACCUGUACCUCCACCAAAGCCUCCAGAGGUGUUAAGUCCCAGUAUGGAUAUUCCAUUACCCAACUUUCCAGCCAAUUCCUGUUUGUCAGAUCAGGAAGCUGAAGUUCACUGCCGACCAUGGUACGCCGGCUCCUGUGACCGAAAGUCAGCAGAGGCUGCAUUAUACAAAUCCAACAAGGAUGGAUCAUUUCUUAUAAGGAAAAGCUCUGGCCACAACUCCAAGCAGCCAUAUACAUUAGUUGUAUUCUAUAACAGAAGGGUUUAUAACAUCCCUGUGCGGUAUAUUGAAUCAACAAAACAAUAUGCUUUGGGCAGUAAGAAAAAUGGUGAAGAGCACUUUAACAGUGUGGCUGAUAUAAUAAAGAAUCACCAACAUACACCUCUGGUUCUCAUCGACAGUCAGAACAAUACCAAAGAUUCCACUAGACUGAAAUAUGCUGUUAAAGUUUCAUAGGAAGUAAGAAGAGAAGGGAGAUUAGUAGAGUUGCCUCAGAUGUCUUCAAUUCUCUACUUUUUUUCGUGACCCAAGAAACAUUCUGAAGACCACUCUUGGAUCACAGCUCGUGCACCAUGGACUGAGGCAGCUGGCACAGAGGACAGCACUCCUUCAGAAGGAGAUCUUGGAGACUGUGCUGUCUGUUGUUUCUGUUAGUAUACAGUGUGGUUGAGAUGUUAUCACCAUUGCCAUAAGACUCCAAACUAGACUGCAAGAAGCAGUUAGAGAAUGAGAAUUUUCAGUCAUUCAACUACAAAUUCUCUUCUAUUGAUCCAUUUUCAGCAGAAGAAAGCAACGCCAUCUAGCAAACAAGGUUGCUAAGAAACUGAGGCUGGGAAGAAAGAGCUCUAAACUCAGAUGGCUGAGAUAUCCUGGGUAUCUUUUCUCAAACCCUGACAAUCACUUCUUGAUUAAACUUCUAAUGUAAAGGAAGAAAAGAUCAGAAUAUUAUGAUAUAUUCUAGACCGUAUGUAGCAGGAAUGUAUUAUUGAGUGAUUGCUCUGACCUGUCAGCACUCAGUUCCUCCCACAGGGAGGGCAGGACAGGGAGUGUGGAUGUGCCCUAAAUCAUGGGGUCAGCUUUCUAAGAAAUCAUUGUUCACUUCCAGGUUGGUUGGGGUUGUUCUACUCAUUCAAGAGAUAUCAUUCUUCAUGCACGUGUCUAUCGGUGGACCCAGAAGUGGGAUGAACAAAACCCUUGAGUUCACAGCAAACCUUCUCCUAGAGAUCCCAAAAAGGGGGUGGGGAGGUGUUAUGACAAUCAAAAUUGGACAAGAAUGCGAUUAUUUAGAAGCUGGCAACUGACCAUUGAAGAUAACUAUAUUUUAAUAAGAUGCUUAAUUUUUAUACACUCUCCUGCUAUGGUUAAUGCCGAUUGACCUUGCUCUGAAUAUUCUUAACAUUUUUUAAGUAAAAUCCUUUUCUAAUGUGAAUCAUGAACCUCCUUCUUCCCAAUCAGCCCCCUACCCCACCCCAAUCAUUUCAGUUUUCUAAGUAUGGUUGUUCCUAUGUGGUACAAUCUCAUUAAAUCUGAAUCUGUAACAACCUGACUUGGACCAGUGAAAUUUAUUUUUUCACUAUUGAUAACAAAAAGAUUUUUACUAAUAAAGAUUCAUAACAGCAGCAAAAUUGAUUGGCCCUUGGUUUCUAACUGCAGUUAGACGUGGAGUCACGAAGACCUAGGUUCAAAUCCUGCCUUAUUCAUUAGUGAUAUGACCCUGGGCAAACUAACUUAACGUCUCUGGGCCUCAUUUUCCUCAUCUGUAAAGUGAAUUUUGAUUUGAUGACUUCUAAGGUCUAGCUCCUAGGACAUGAACCUUCAGGCUACUGAAAGAUCUGGCUCUCCAGAGAUUAAAAACAUACCUCCUCCCUUGAAUGUGUGCUAAACUACCCCUUUCUCCCUCCUCUCUAUCUCAGACAUCCUAGAGCAGUGGUGUUGAACUCAAAUAGAAAGAGGGACCAUCAGUCUGUACAUAAGGAUCCCUGCGGGCUGCAUACUGAUGUAAUUUUUCAAAGUAAUGUUAUCUUUGUUUUAUCGUAGUUUUAUUUAGUUAAAUAUUUCCCAAUUAUAUUUAAUCUGGUUCUGAGGCACUCGGGGUGGGGGUCCCAUGUUUGACACUUCUGUCCUGGAGUACUGGCCCCACCAAAGAAGCAGAUAGGAGCCUGGGAAAAGCUUCAGUUUGUCUCCCUGUGUCAAACAGAACUAUACAAGUCGGGGUUUGGGAUCUUGCUGGGCUGCUCAGACAAAUUACUAAACAGGGAAAUGGGAGUCAAACUGGUUCCAACACCAGAUGAGAAGUAGAAGUCUGUACUCCAAAUCUUCUAAUUCCUCUUUUUCUACUUAAAGCAUUGCAUGAUGUCUCAGAUCUACACCAACGUUACAGGCAAGAUGCAGAGGCCUUUAGUUUUAACUUCAAUUAGCUACAAUAGAACAGAACUUUGUUUCUCAUGUUAGAAGUUGGAGGGGAGGAGGCGGUGACAGGGAGAGGGUCAGAAUGUACGUCUAGCUACUGGCUGCCAAGUAUCUGAAGAUGUGUAAAUGUUUCUGGGGUUCACUUAAAUUUGAAGAUCCCUACACUACACGAAGACAAGAGAUUACCUUUUUUUUUUUAAUUGUACCUGUGGUUUAUGUGUACAGAUGUUCCAACAGAAAAAGAUAUGUUGGGAUGGGAAGGGAAAAUAAUUAAAUGAAUAUGACGUAGUGUGAAAUAAAGAAAUUAAAUUCC
This is a messenger RNA of Phascolarctos cinereus (koala), 3916 nucleotides long. RefSeq names its product B cell linker (gene BLNK). Lineage: Eukaryota; Metazoa; Chordata; Mammalia; Diprotodontia; Phascolarctidae. Gene Ontology annotation, cellular component: cytoplasm. The record is from RefSeq and is a predicted model, not a curated record. Gene Ontology annotation, biological process: intracellular signal transduction; cell surface receptor protein tyrosine kinase signaling pathway.